This is a messenger RNA of Paramisgurnus dabryanus, 2592 nucleotides long. RefSeq names its product protocadherin beta-15-like. Gene Ontology annotation, biological process: homophilic cell-cell adhesion. Gene Ontology annotation, cellular component: plasma membrane. Gene Ontology annotation, molecular function: calcium ion binding. NCBI's taxonomy places the organism in Eukaryota, Metazoa, Chordata, Actinopteri, Cypriniformes, Cobitidae. The record is from RefSeq and is a predicted model, not a curated record.
UGCGCCAAGGCGAGGAUGAUUUUUGUCUGAAGACAACGAUACUGAACUGCAUGACGGUGCCUGUUAGUUGUUAUUUAAAAUUGGACUUCUGUGCCAAGAUGAAUGUUUUUAUUAGUAUGUGUGUAUAAACUGAACAGAUUGCAUUGCGUAUUUCUGGUUUUCGGAAACAUUUCGUUCGUAAUGGAGGCUGGAGGACAAAGGCGCGGAUGGGAGUACUGGUGGACUGCUGCAUGUUUCUCUUUGCUGCUAGGAUCCGGACAACGGGUUUCAGGCCAGAUAAGAUACUCUGUUCCAGAAGAAGUGAAAGAGGGAUCGAUUGUGGGAAAUAUUGCUAAGGAUUUGGGACUUGAUGUCAGUGCAUUAGUCGACAGACGGUUCCGCAUCGUGUCUGGUUCAGAUGAAACGCUUUUCGUGGUAAAUCAGAACAAUGGCGUUUUGUAUGUUCACAGAAAAAUUGAUAGAGAACAGCUGUGUGAUAGUAAUGGUCCGUGUUUGAUUAACUUGAAAAUCAUGGGUGAAAAUCCACUCGAAAUCCAUUAUGCUGGCGUUGAGAUAAUUGACGUGAAUGACCAUUCUCCUACAUUUACCGAAAAAGAAAAGCGAUUAGAAAUAGCAGAGUCCGCUCUUCAAGGCACGCGUUUUCAACUGCAAGCUGCGCAUGACCCUGAUAUUGGAGCUAAUUCUGUACGUUUGUAUAAACUGGGCCAAAACGAACAUUUUGAUUUAGAGAUAAGGGACAGAGGAGAUGACAAAUUGCCUUUUUUAAUUUUGCAAAAGCCUCUUGACCGUGAGCACAAAGCAGAGCAUUAUUUAACUUUAACAGCAAUAGAUGGAGGCAAUCCGCAGAGAUCAGGUAUACUAAACAUCACAGUUCUCGUUCUUGACGUAAAUGACAACCGCCCGGUGUUUAGUCAAGAUGUUUAUACUUCAACCCUGCGUGAAAACGUGCAAAUUGGAACUUCAGUCAUUAAAAUUAUGGCUAAUGAUUCUGAUUAUGGUCCGAAUGGUGAAGUGUCCUAUGCCUUCGGAGGGGACAAUAAUCAAAAUAUGUUUAAUAUAUUUAGCCUGGAUAGAUUAACUGGCGAAAUUCGUGUCAUAGGAGAGGUAGACUUUGAAAAAAACAGCAUUUAUAAGCUGGAUAUACAGGCUUCUGACAGUGGACAGCCGCCUUUGACCACUGACUGUCGAGUAAUUAUAAGGAUAAUUGAUGUCAAUGAUAAUGAGCCGAGCAUAGAAGUAACGUCACUAUCAAACAUUGUGAAUGAGAAUUCCAAGUCUGGUACUGUAAUCUCAUUGAUUAGUGUUACAGACAGAGACACUGGUGUUAAUGGUAAAGUUGUGUGCUCUCUGUCUGAAAAUGUUCCGUUUGAAUUAAAACCAUCAGUUCAGGAAAACAUGUACUCCUUGGUAACUAAAGGGCACCUGGACCGUGAAACAAUAUCACAAUAUGACAUUACAAUAAAAGCGAGCGAUCUGGGCCAACCUCCACUGUCUUCCUUUAAAUCUUUAAGCUUACAGGUGUCAGACGUCAAUGAUAACCCACCUGAAUUUAUCCAAAAUCCCAUCGAAAUAUACUUAAAUGAAAACAACGCUGCAGGUGCGCCUAUUCUUACGCUGAAUGCUUUUGACAAAGACUUAAAUGAAAACGCUAUAAUUUCAUAUCAGAUUCUUAAAGGUAAUGCAGCACAUAGUGAAAUAACAUCUUUCCUAAAUAUUAACUCCGAAACAGGGGCAAUUUAUGCGCUUAAAAGCUUUGAUUUUGAAACUGCCAAGACUUUUCAGUUUCAAGUCCUCGCUACAGACUCUGGAUCUCCGUCUCUGAGCAGUAAUGUGACAGUGAACGUGUUUAUUCUGGAUCAGAACGACAACGUUCCAGUCAUCUUAUAUCCAGUGAGCGCUAACGGUUCUGCUGAGGGUGUGGAGGAGAUUCCCCGCAAUGUGAACGCAGGUCAUUUGGUGACUAAAGUCAGAGCCUAUGACGCAGAUAUAGGAUACAACGGCUGGUUAUUAUUUUCACUGCAGGAAGUUAGUGAUCACAGUCUGUUUGGUUUGGACCGCUAUACAGGACAGAUAAGAACCCUUCGCUCAUUCACAGAAACAGACGAGGCCCAGCAUAAACUGGUCAUACUGGUGAAAGACAAUGGGAACGUUUCUCUCUCAGCAACAGCGACUGUGAUUGUGAAAGUUGUGGAGCCCAAAGAGGCUUUUGCAGCUUCUGAUGUGACAAACGCAGUGAAAGACGAUGAAGAAAACAACGUGACGUUUUAUUUGAUCAUCACGUUGGGCUCUGUGUCAGUGCUUUUUAUCAUUAGUAUCAUCGUGUUGAUUGCAAUGCAGUGCUCUAAAUCUUCAGACUAUUCGUCCAAAUAUUUACAAGACGCGAAUUACGACGGGACUCUGUGUCACAGCAUUCAGUACAGAUCUGGAGACAAACGGUACAUGCUAGUUGGACCAAGAAUGAGUGUCGGUUCUACUCUGGCACCUGGCAGUAAUAGGAAUACUCUAGUGAUACCAGAUCGCAGGAGGAGAGAUUCUGGAGAGGUAAGCAGUAUUAAUUUCCUCUGUGUAUAUCUGUAUUUUCUGUUUAAAUGA